Molecule: messenger RNA, 7815 nt
Organism: Brassica rapa (field mustard)
Lineage: Eukaryota; Viridiplantae; Streptophyta; Magnoliopsida; Brassicales; Brassicaceae
Product: indole-3-acetic acid-amido synthetase GH3.17
Cellular component (GO): cytoplasm
Molecular function (GO): acid-amino acid ligase activity
Source: RefSeq, a predicted model, not a curated record
CUCAACUAAAAAAAAAAGUCUUUUUUCUUAAACUUAUAGUUGCAACAACAAAAUGAUACCAAGUUAUGAUCCAAACGAUACAGAGGCUGGUCUCCAGCUUCUUGAGGAUCUAACCACAAAUGCUGAUGCAAUUCAACAACAAGUUCUCCACCAAAUACUCUCUCAAAACUCAGAAACCGAAUAUCUCAGGUCGUUUCUUGAUGGAGAAUCUUGCAAUAUUCAAGAAAAUUUCAAGAACAAAGCCCCUGUGGUAAAUUAUGAAGACAUAAAGCCCUUCAUCCAACGAAUCUCUGAUGGAGACUCAUCCGAUAUCCUCUCUGCUCAACCCAUCACUGAGCUUCUCACAAGCUCGGGGACUUCGGGUGGAAAACCAAAAUUUAUGCCUUCUACAGCUGAAGAGUUGGAUAGAAAGACAUUUUUCUACAAUAUGCUUGUGCCCGUCAUGAAUAAGUUUGUGAAUGGGCUUGAUGAAGGAAAAGGAAUGUACCUUUUGUUCAUAAAACCAGAGAUCAAGACUCCUUCUGGUCUACAGGCACGUCCUGUGUUAACCAGUUACUACAAAAGUGAACAAUUCAAGAACAGGCCUUUCAACAAGUACAAUGUCAUCACUAGCCCUAACGAUGCCAUUCUUUGUGAAGACAGCCAGCAAAGCAUGUACUGUCAGCUUCUUUGCGGUUUAGUCCAGCGAUCUGAUGUCCUAAGACUCGGUGCUAUCUUCGCUUCCGCCUUUCUUCGAGCGGUCAAGUUCUUGGAGAAUCAUUUCACCGAACUGUGUGCUGACAUUAGAACCGGUACUGUCGCUAGCUGGAUCACUGACUCGGGCUGUAGAGACUCGGUUUUGUCAAUCCUUAACGGUCCUAACCAAGAACUGGCUGAUGAGAUCGAGGCUUUGUUCAAUGCGAAGUCGCGGGAAGGAAUCUUGAAAAGGAUUUGGCCUAAGACGAAGUAUAUUGAGGUGAUUGUGACCGGAUCGAUGGCUCAGUAUAUUCCGACACUCGAGUUUUAUAGCGGAGGUUUGCCUUUGGUUUCGGUUAUGUAUGCUUCCUCUGAGUGUUUCUUUGGUCUCAACAUCAAUCCUCUGUGUAAGCCAUCCGAUGUUUCUUACACACUUCUUCCUAACAUGGCUUACUUUGAGUUCUUGCCUGUUGAUGAUAAGUCUCAUGAAGAGACUCAACUUGAAUCGCGUUCUACGGAUGAUGUUUCCCUUACGGACAAAGACCGUAUUGUCGAUCUUGUCAGUGUGGAAAUUGGACGGUACUAUGAACUCAUCAUCACAACAUUCGCAGGUUUAUACAGAUACAGAGUUGGAGAUAUCCUAAAGGUGACAGGUUUCCACAACAAGGCACCCCAAUUCAGUUUCGUGGAGCGAAGAAACGUUGUGUUAAGCAUCGACACAGACAAAACCAGCUAAGAAGAUCUCAUGAAGGCAGUGACACAAGCCAAACUCAACCAUCUCCAAGGUCUCUUCUUGCUCACCGAGUACACGAGCUAUGCGGACACGUCAUCAAUCCCAGGGCAUUACGUGCUCUUCUGGGAGCUGAAGCCACGUUACGACAAUGACCCACCAAAGCUAGACAAGAAGAUGAUGGAGGACUGUUGCUCUGAGGUGGAGGAUUGUCUGGAUUACGUGUACAGGAGGUGCAGGAACAAAGAUAGAUCAAUAGGGGCUUUGGAGAUAAGAGUGGUGAGUUUGGGUACUUUUGAUGCCUUAAUGGACUUUAGCAUCUCACAAGGAUCUUCAGUGAAUCAGUACAAGACACCAAGAUGUGUUAAAUCUGGAGGAGCUCUUCAGAUUCUUGAUUCCAGAGUUAUUGGGUUCUUUACCAAGAGAGUUCCUCAGUGGGAGCCACUUGGUUUAGAUUCAUAGCUUUACUCUCUUCUCUUUACUAAGUGAAUCUUGCGCUGCGCAAUGGUUGUUGUCGUUCUUUUUAUUUUAUUUUUUGUUGAACACAAAUCGUUCUAUUUGUUUACACAAGUUUUUAAGAGGAUUUGAGAAUCCUCCAGUGCAACUAGAAAUUAGAGAACUUGAAUAAUGAUAAAGCUCAAAGUUAUGAACAAAAACUACGGUGAACCUUAAAAUUCACUUCUCCUUCUAGGACCAAUCAAAGUAUCACGUAGAUAAUUAAUUAAAAAUAUUAAAUUUUUUUAAAAGUAAUUAAAAAGGAAUAAUGCUAAUUUUAACAACGCUGACGUCGACAGCUAAACCGUAAACCCAAAAUCUUAAAUUUUCAACCCUAAACCCUAAAUCGUAAAUCUUAAACCCAAACUCUAUACCCUAAACCCAAAUUCUAGACCCUAAACCAAAAUUGUAUUCUCUAAACCCAAAUUCUAGACCUUAAAACCAAACCGUAAACCUUAAAUCCAAACCAUAUACCCUAAACCAAAUCCUAGACCAUAAAUCCAAAUUGUAUACCUUAAACCCAAAUUUUAGACUUAAAACCCAAACCGUAAACGCUAAGCCCAAAUCUUAGACUUAAAAUCCAAACCGUAAACGCUAAACCCAAACCCUAAACCUAAACGCUAUAAGGUUUGGGGUCUAGGAUUUAGGUUUAGGAUAUAUGGUUUAGGUUUAGGGUUUGUGGUUUGGGUUUAGGAUUUACAGUUUGGGUUUAAGGUAUACAAUUUGGGUUUAAGAUCUAUGAUUUGGGUUUAGGGUUUGGGUUUAGAAUUUAAGGUUUAGGGUUUAUAAAUUAAGAUUUAGGGUUUACGCUUUAGCUGGCGGCAUCAUCAUCGUUAAAAUUGACGUUAUUCUUUUCUUUUAGUUAUUUUUAAAUAAAUUUAAUAUUUUUUAAUUAAUUAUCUACGUAUCACUUUGAUUGGUCCUGAAAAGAGAAGUGAAUUUAAAGGUUGAACAUAUAUUUUGUUCCAAAGUUAUUCAUUUAAGAAUUUCAGAAGUUAUGAAAAACCCGCAAAUCAAAAGAUAUUUUUAUUUUAUUUUUCCUAAAAUAUAUUUAUUUUUAUUUUAGUAAUUCAAUGCUGGACAAAUAAAGUUUACCAACAACAUUAUUUCCUAGCUAAUAGAAAUAGAGUUAUAAGAAGAAGUCAAUCAACUUCUUCAGUUUUGCUUUCUUUAUUCUGAAGCUUUAUACUAUCUCUCUCUUGAUUCUCUUUUUUCGUAACUAUUCAAAUCUUCCUAGGAAGAGAUCCCUGCCAAGGCGUACAUUUGAUCGGUUUAAUCUUGAGAACUCAACAAAUUGUCUUUUUAAUGAUUGAUCCAACAUGAACGAGAGAUGCGAGAUUGUUAGCUAGGGGUUUAGUGGGUCGAUUUUGUGUUUCUAAGGGUCAUUUUGAUGUUCUCAACAGUGGCGGACGUACGUGCCCCCGGUUCAUUUUUUGUUUUCUUUAACCAAUUAUAUGCAAAUGCUUUCUAACUAACUCAAAUUAUAUGAUAGCGCCCCCAGCUAAUUCAAUUUCUAAGGUAGUACCCCCAGCUAUAAAUCCUCCUAGAUCCGCCACUGGUUCUCAACAUAAAAAUUAGUAUCAGAGCUCAGGGUCACGGUAACAUUUUGAGGUGGAUAAAUAAUAAAUGUAAUUGUAGAUGUGAUUUAUCUUUCUUUGUAGAAUAGAAAUAUACUGCCAUAGAUUGAUGUCUUUUAUGAGAUUAACCAGGAAGUUCUACGGAAGAAUACGAAUUCCAGCAUCAUUUAGUCCCGAGUCAAAGAGAUCAACUGAUAAGAAAAGACAAUUGACUAACCAACUGAUUUUGAAAUGAGAUAACUUUAGACAAUAUCUUCUUAUCAAAGUCUUUACCAUACUGAGGUUAUCUGUAACCUCAAGAAAUUAAUUGGAACUUGACAUCUUGGUGAAAUGACACAGAAAGAGUGUUGGUUGACAUGGUUCCUUGGAAUUUGACUCGUGCAUAUUCAAAAGUGUGAAAUCUGGUAUGUUUCUGUUGUGUUACACAUGAAGAUGAAGAUGAUGUGUACCACAUCUACGUGGACAGAAAGAAUUAUUAAGCGUGUGAUGUAGAGAGUUCUUAUCAGUUCAUCUUGAACGUGAUUAACGAACUAGAAGAUAGUCAUAUCACAAACUGGAAGAUGUGGUGAUGCUAUUUUUUAGGAAAAGGUAAAUUGCACUAUAAGAAACAUUGAAAUCAUAUAUAUCAUAGCUUAGACUUAGGGAAAAAGUUAAAUUUUUAGCGUAGUAUUCUCAUGGAGACAUAAAAAAGGUUUUAGAGUUUCAGAUCGAGGUGAGUGAACUGGAGACGUGAUCAACUGGUAUGGUCACGCAAAAGGGUAGAUUAAUAAUUGGUUUGUUUCAAGCCGUGUGUAACGUUCAGUAAUUCAGAUUAAAUAAAUAUGUGUAAGAUUGUUUAACUGAUUCUUAAUAAUAAGAGACACAUGGCUUCUAGUCCCUUGUGUUCUUCCUGGUUUUGCUUAGUAUAAACUUUUCAUUUGGUAUCAUAGCAGGUUGCCACUUGGAUUUUCUAUCCACAUACAUGUUGAGGUCCUAUGGAAGUCUUUGAAACCAUGAGAGAACUCGUAAUUCUACUGAGCCCCUACAUGUUGGAUGAAGACAGUUUGGUCAUUGGAAGGCUUGUCUGAGACAUAUAAUCCGUGGAUUAGACGAAGAUGCUUGGAAAGUGGUUUAACUCAGAUGGACUGCACCCACCAUUCACAUGGAAGUUGAUAGGUCUCAGAAUUUACCACUAUUAGGAUAUAUUGUAGGCCAUAUAUAUUUAGAGUCCUUAUUAUGUACUUUGCGUCUGUUUUAGAUUAUUUACAAGUUUAGGUGUGUUUUGGAGUACAUCGAAGAUUAUGGAGUAAAAUGGAGCUUGAAGAGAAGACAACUUGUAGUUUUGCAGAGAUGAGAGUCGAGAUAUGAUGUGAGCGUCGAUCAACGCUAGUGCGGUUUGACAAAACCGAAGAAACUUUCAAGAAACCCAUGAAUGUGUUAAACCUAUAUAUAUAUAUCUCUAUUUUACAGCCACUAUUUAGUUUAAGUUUUUUUUAGAGAGGUUUUUGGAGAGAAUAUCAGACCUCUUUUGGAGAUUGAUUAAACCUCCAAUAUUUCUUAACUUUUCUUAUUUCAUAUUAUGAUUUAUGUUUCUACAAUAAUAUCUGAGUAAUUCACUUGUUAGAUCUAGCGAUUUUCUAUGAUUUUGAUGUAUUUGAUAUUUGAUAGAUAUGAUACGGUAAUUAUUUUUAAUUAAGAAAAAAAUAAAUACUAAAUAAAUUGUGACCACUAAAAAUGUAUUCAGCAAAAAUCAGAUUUUAUAAUAUGAAAACAGAAGUUUUUAUAAAUGUUUCAUGUCAUGCACGUAAAAUAGACAAUAUAUAUGUGAAUGUAACUAUAUAUAUACUAGAUUUUGACCCGCGCUUUCAAAGUGCGAGAUUUUUUUCUUAUUUUAAAUAGACAAGUAUUUUUUAGUUAUAAGAUUAUGUGUUUAAUAGUAUAGAUACAUUUUUGUUUUUAUAUCUUAAAAAUAUUCAUAGAUGUUAUAAAUUAUUCAAAAAAAUGUAAAUUUGUCCUCAUAUAAUUAAUUUUGAAGAGUUAAACUUUUUUUAUAAUUUUAGUGGAUUAUUUUUUAAUUUACCUAACUACUAUUUUGUGAAAAAUAUUCAUAUAGCUUCCCUCUAGUUUUUAAUAUUUUAUUAAACUUAAACCUAUAAAAGAUCAAGAUUUAUCUUCAUAUUUAAUUAACAACCGAAAAUAUGUUUUGUCCAAAAAAAAAUUGUUAUGUCUUAUAAAAAUGGCAUCACCAAUAUUUGGGGAAUCUAGUUCAGCAUAUUCAAAAAUAUAUACUUGAUAGAUAUUAUGAAUCAAAAUAUAGUUAUUGAUCCAAAUAUUUGCGGAUAUCAAUUUAAUGAUGAGAAAUUCGGUGUGAUUAUUUUGGAAACGUAUAUUAUAUAUUUUCUACUUUCUGAUCAUGUUUUAAAUGAAAUUUAGAUUGUUUCCAAAGUUAAUAUCUAUCUUUACUACUCCUUCUCUGUUUUCGAAAGUAAGAUUUUCUAGAGUUUUCAUGUUUAUUAAGAAUAUAAUAAAUGUUUACAAUUGAAUUUACAAUUUAUUUUUCAAUACACUUUCCAAUAACUAUUCACCAAUAAAAUUUAAUCAUUUCAAAUAUUCACAAUUAAUGUUUCUCAAAAGUAUAGAAAAUUUAUUUUUGUAGAAGAAGAAUAAAAUCUAGAAAAUCUUAAUUUCGGGAACGGAGGAAGUAUUAACCUAAACCUAGAAGAAUAUUCGUAGUCUUUAUAUACUAUUAUAUAUUGUGUUUUCCCUAUAUUUUAUCAUACAAAUCAUUUAUUCUCCUUGUAUUAGAUAUUUUAGUUAUCUAUUAAAAAAAUAAUGGAUUUAGAUGAGAAACUUAACAUAAUAUCCACUUAGAGUAUAAUUUGCAAAAAGAAAAACUAUAUGCAUUACAAUGUACAGUUUUGAUAUAUGAUGUGAACGCAUACACAUACAGGAUAGCACGUAUAGUACACAUUUGUAAGUCUUGAAAAUUUUAAGGGCAAAAUGACUAUAUGCAUUACAAUAUACGGUUUUGUUUCUUGGUAAUGAAAGCUUAGACACAUUUGUAAUGCCUAAAUGCGAAAGAGAAGUGUGUAUGAACCUAACAUUGCUGUGGAGAAGUGUUUAUUUAAGCUAAUGAAUUACUUUUGUAGUUGAUGGUCAAACUCAAUAACAAUCCGAUUGGUUUUGAAACUUAUGUAGGUUAUGGACUUGUGGUGAAAGCAUUCACGAACUGAGAUCCUAUAUGUUUAAGUGUGUCUUGCACAGGGCUGUACGUAUAUGACUUGAGAUAGUACACUUAAUAUGGGCCCACAAAUUAUAUCUUAUUGGUCCGGUUAUUGCAGAGAAUACGUUUGAUUUUUUCUUUGGAAUAUUCUUUUAUUUAUUUUUUAAGAAAGAAAAAAAGUCAGUGGCAUUAUAAUGUAAUUAUUUCUAAAAAAAAUAAGGGCAAAAUACUAAGAAUGAUUAUGUUUUAAUAGUAUAGAAUAUAAUAUAUAUAUAUAUAUAUAUAUAUAUUAUAUGUAUAUAUUUUUUCAAAAUAUUAUUAUUGCAAUGGUGAAACCAGGUUGAGCCAUGACUCAUGUAUAUUGCUGGUUUCAUCAUCCGGUGCGGUUUCCAAAACAUAACCCAUCCAUGGCUUUUUCACAUACUCUCACGAAAGCUAUGUUUCUCAUCUCACUUGUGGAAACUCAGUUCUGAAAACUUAGUUGGACCCUUAGCUCUGGUAGCUAAUAGCAUUGCCGCUUGAUUCUCUGGUGCCCUUUUGCAGCUGCAUCGUCUCAUAGCUUUGACACAGCAAGAACACAUGCAGAGCGUGUGAUAUUGCCAGAAGCUAAAAGAACAUCCAUCCAUGGCCUUUUUUCACAUUAUCUUACAAAUAUGUUUCUUAUCCUCAUGUUUGGUUUCCAUCCUACAGACGGGAACUUAUCUCUGUUGCAGUUACAGUUAUGGUCGGAAGCCGUCAAUUUAUUGAUUCACAAGUGAUAAUGGUGAUUUGUAAAAAUGCGAAACAUUUGUGCAGCUAUGAGUCAAUUAAUCUUCUUUCGAGUCAGGUUGACAUUAACAGACAAAUAAUUACAAAAUAAUUGGUCGUUGUAUACAAAUUCAGUAACUGAUCAGCAUUAACAAAAGCCACGCAUUUGCUGGUUUUGUUUACAGAACCAAACACAAGCUUUAGAAUCAAACACAACCUGAGUGACUAAUGUUCCUGAUCCUUUUCUAACCGAGAUUUAACCAAUCAAUAUGAACUAACAUUUUGUAAACUUAAGCAGAUCAUUCAAAGGAAAUGAACAUGUAAAUAAUCAAAAUUAAAAAAAAAAAUUCCGAGAAAAGAUCUUUCAUCUUCCAAAACAAGAUCAACAU